Messenger RNA from Serinus canaria (Common canary), 3263 nucleotides. It is a transcript of the gene CLCN2, whose product is annotated as chloride voltage-gated channel 2. The record is from RefSeq and is a predicted model, not a curated record. Gene Ontology annotation, cellular component: membrane. The coding region runs from base 53 to 2785 and encodes 910 amino acids. Gene Ontology annotation, biological process: transmembrane transport; chloride transport. Lineage: Eukaryota; Metazoa; Chordata; Aves; Passeriformes; Fringillidae. The transcript is spliced from 23 exons. Gene Ontology annotation, molecular function: voltage-gated chloride channel activity.
GCGGCACCGGCACCGGGACGGCGCGGAGCGGAGCGGCGGCAGCGGCGGCACCAUGGCCUCCGAGAGCGAGGCGCAGCGGGCGCUGCAAUAUGAGCAGACUCUGAUGUAUGGGCGUUACACGCAGGACUUGGGCACCUUUGCCAAGGAUGAGGCGGCCCGGCUGCGGUUGCAGGAGGGGGACACGAUCCAGCCCCGCCGUCCCUCCGAGCUGCUGGAGUACACCCAGGGCCGCUGUGCCCCCUGUCGGGUCUGCGCCUUGCAGUGCCAGCGAUUCCUCAUCUCCAAGGUGGGUGAGGACUGGGUCUUCCUCAUACUGCUGGGACUGGUCAUGGCACUGGUCAGCUGGGCCAUGGAUUUCGCCAUCGCCACGUGCCUCCAAGCUCAGAAGUGGAUGUACGGGGGCCUGGACACCAACGUGCUGCUGCAGUACAUGGCCUGGGUCACCUACCCCACUGUGCUCAUCACCUUCUCAGCUGGCUUCACCCAGAUCCUUGCCCCCCAGGCUGUGGGCUCAGGGAUCCCCGAGAUGAAGACCAUCCUGCGGGGCGUCGUGCUGAAGGAGUACCUCACCCUCAAGACCUUUGUGGCCAAGGUGAUCGGACUGACGUGUGCCCUGGGCAGUGGCAUGCCCCUGGGCAAGGAGGGUCCCUUUGUCCACAUCGCCAGCAUGUGCGCAGCCCUGCUCAGCCGCUUCCUCUCCCUCUUCGGGGGCUUCUAUGAGAAUGAGGCAAGAAACAUUGAAAUGCUGGCAGCUGCCUGCGCUGUCGGUGUUGGCUGCUGCUUCGCCGCCCCCAUUGGAGGCGUCCUCUUCAGCAUUGAGGUCACCUCCACCUUCUUUGCCGUCCGCAACUACUGGCGCGGCUUCUUCGCUGCCACCUUCAGCGCCUUCAUCUUCCGUGUCCUCGCUGUCUGGAACAAGGAUGAAGAGACAAUCACGGCACUGUUCAAAACCCGCUUCCGCCUCGACUUCCCCUUCGACCUGCAGGAGCUGCCUGCCUUUGCCGUCAUCGGGAUCGCCAGCGGCUUCGGGGGUGCACUCUUUGUCUACCUCAACCGCAAGAUUGUGCAGUUCAUGCGCCGCCAGAAGGCCAUCAACCGCUUCCUCAUGAAGAAGCGCCUGCUUUUCCCCGCCCUGGUGACGCUGAUCAUCUCCACGCUGACCUUCCCGCCUGGCUUUGGACAGUUCAUGGCUGGCCAGCUCACCCAGAAGGACACCCUGGUGACACUCUUUGACAACCAGACGUGGGCCAAGCAGGGGAUCAAUGAUGAGUUCGAAUACUUGGGCAUCCUGGAGGCCUGGCUGCAUCCUCGCUCCAACGUCUUUGUCACACUUGUUGUCUUCAUCCUCAUGAAGUUCUGGAUGUCAGCCUUGGCCACUACCAUCCCAGUGCCCUGUGGAGCCUUCAUGCCCGUCUUCGUCAUUGGGGCAGCCUUUGGGCGCCUGGUUGGGGAAAGCAUGGCAGCCUGGUUCCCUGAUGGCAUCCACACGGACAGCAACAUCUACCGCAUCGUGCCGGGGGGCUACGCCGUGGUGGGAGCGGCCGCACUGUCGGGUGCUGUCACCCACACGGUGUCCACGGCUGUCAUCGUCUUUGAGCUGACGGGGCAGAUCUCACACAUCCUCCCUGUCAUGAUCGCUGUCAUCCUGGCCAAUGCCGUCGCCCAGAGCCUCCAGCCCUCCCUCUACGACAGCAUCAUCCGUAUCAAGAAGCUUCCCUACCUCCCUGAGCUGGGCUGGGGCCACCACGAGAAAUACAGCGUGCGGGUGGAGGACAUCAUGGUGCGGGACAUCCGCUACGUCACCCUCAACUGCAAGUACCGGGACCUGCAGCAGGUCCUGCACAGCACCAAGAUGAAGAACCUGCCACUGGUGGAGUCAGCUGAGUCCAUGAUCCUGCUGGGCUCCAUUGAGCGGACGCAGGUGGGGGCCCUGCUCAGCACCCAGCUCAGUCCCCAGCGCCGGCUGCUGAUGCUGCGGCAGAAGGUGCUGCCCGAGGACGGGCACCAGCUCUCCGAUUCCAGCAUCCGCUUCCAGGUGAGCGCUGCAACCAUCUUGGGGGAUGCCCGGACAGGGCGUCCCCCACCACUGUCACCCUACCACCCCAUCCCCCCACAGAUCAGCACAGAGACCUCCUCGGGCACCCCUGCCCGCGCCGCACUCCGCAAGCCCCUGAAGCCGGCACUGAAGCGGGUGCCCAGCAGCCCAGCCGACAGCCCCCCAGCUGGCAGCACUGACCACACUGGCAUCGCCCUCAAGAGCCUCUUCUGUGCCAAUGCUGCCACAGAGCCCACCGAGGCCCAGGGCACAGCCUAUCACAAGGCCAAACGCGUCCGCAUUUCCAUUGUGGAGGAGAUGAUUCUGGGUGACAAGAUGACCCCAGCAGAGAUCCUGGAGUGGGAAGAACAGCAGCUGGACCAGCUGGUGGACUUCAGCAGUGCCAAGAUCGACCCCGCACCCUUCCAGCUGGUGGAGCACACCUCGCUGCACAAGACCCACACCAUCUUCUCUCUGCUGGGCCUGGACCAUGCAUUUGUCACCAGCAUUGGGCGGCUGGUGGGCAUGGUGUCCCUCAAGGAGCUGCGCAAGGCCAUCGAGGGCUCCCUGACGGGCAAGGGGGUGAAGGUGCGCCCGCCGCUCGCCAGCUUCCGUGACAGCACCGCCAGCACCAGCGAGGCCGACACCACGGCCCUGCACCAGCUCUGGGACCGCCACCAGCACCACCACAUGCCCCGCGAGGCUGGUCCUGGCGGCGACGAGGAUGAUGACACCCCCAAGGGUCAGUGAGGCCCUUGAGAUCCACCCCCCUGUGUCCCCCCUGGCACGGGCUGGGGUGUGCCCACCCUGAGUCCACUGCCGCCAGGCUCAGCACAAGAGUGGGCACUCUCAAUCCAGUGCCUCUGCUCCCUCCCUGGGCUGGGGAACAGCCAAAUGCUCCCCAGCCAGCCUCUGCUCCCCAACGACCUGCCAGCUCUUGGGGCUUCCCACUUUGCUACCUCUGUACCCCCCCAGCCCCCGGUGCCCCCCAGAAUGGCCACUGCCCUCACACCCUCCAUGAGCACCACAAUGUCCCUUCUCAGGGUGGCACGGGGCAGAGAGGGGCAUCAGGUUGGGGUGUCCACGGGGACGUGGGUGGGCAUUGCCCCCUGUGCUCAGCACAUCAUGGCUGGGAACAGGGGGUCCUGCUGCCUCUCUGCCGUGCACCUCUCCCCAUGUAAAUACAGAGAUUUUUAUAUUAAUUUAAUAAAAGGACUUUAUAAACAGA